CUCUCUCUCACACACACACACACACACUCUCUCUCUCUCUUAGCGUGUGGGACGUUUCAGUGAGUCCCUCUAUCUGCGGCAGCUGCGCUCCCCUUCUCCCAAACACACACACACACACACACUCACUCACUCUCACACUCACAUCACACUCACUGCCUGUGAAUGCAAGGACGUCCUUUCUUUCCUCUACCCGGAAGCUGGAGAUGCUAGGGACUUGCAGUUGAGGAUCCUGCACUGCUCCUGCACCUGAACUUCACUUAGAGGAGGAUCGUCGUGUGUCUGAGAGAUCGGAAUUCACCGGACACAGAUCUGGUGAACAACAAGGGACAACAUAAGAAGUUUGAAGUAAAUGUAACAUCUGACUGUGAAGGAAGUAGGAAUAAAAAGCCAUCAAGAUGAAUUUUGUUAUGAAGCAAGCGUUGGGAGGGGCGACCAAAGACAUGGGCAAAAUGCUCGGGGACAAGGAAGAGAAGGACCCUGAUGCUGAAAAAAAGGAGGAGGAAAGACAAGAGGCUCUGCGACAGCAAGAGGAAGAGAGGAAGGCUAAAUAUGCAAAAAUGGAAGCAGAGAGGGAAUCAAUCCGACAGGGCAUCAGGGAUAAGUAUGGAAUAAAGAAAAAGGAGGAGAAGGAGGCUGAGGCUCAGGCUGCCAUGGAGCAGGCAUCUGAAGGCAGUCUGACUCGCCCGAAGAAAGCUGUGCCCACCGGCUGUGGUGAUGACGAGGAUGAAGAAGAAAGUAUUGUGGACACAGUCAUGAAGUUCCUCCCAGGUCCUCUUGUAGACAUGUUCAAUAAGAAGUAACACAAUCAUCCAUGUGUUGUUAUUAAACCUGCCAUAAAUGCCAUAACCUUCACAACACCACCCUCUCUUCACUCAUUAGAUCCAAAGUCAAUGGACUCUGUGAACAUGCCAUGACUGUAGUCUUUAAUUUGGAGUGUUGGAUCCAGAAAUCAUGCCUAAAAUUGUGCACUAAAAUUGUAUAUAUAUAUAUAUAUAUAUAUAUAUAUAUAUAUAAAUAUAUACACCUUUUCAAAUUAAAGAUACAUUUAAUGGCAGAGUCCAGGGUCUGGAACAACACUAAUUACCCAAGCCACCACAUUUUUCAUUUGUAAAUAGCUUAUAAAAAGACUAUAUAUGAAUACAAGAAUAUAUCAAUAUAUACACAAUUACUAAGAGUAAAAGCCAUAAUUUUUCCUUGGAGAAAGUCCUCCAAACCAUAUUGUAUUUUUGAUUAAAGUUUGCUGUUCUGUUAAAGAUAUUAUUAUUAAAUUCAUGUGGUAGAAGUGUAUAAUUGUAUGUAAAGCACCAUAAUACCAUUUAUCAUAACAUUUAAUUAUUUGAAACCAUUGUAAAUGACUGGAAGUCCUGGAACAUGGAAAUAAGCAAAGGGAAAAAAAAACAUCUUUUUUAAGCAUGAAAAUUAUGUGAAUGCACUGUAUACCAUUUUGUUUGACUUUUUAGAUGAAAUACAUUGAUACUUAAGGCAAUAACUCUGUUUUUUUCAUUUUGUUGACUUAUACAUGCUACCAUAUGUACGUAAAGCUCUUCCAUUAGAAAUACAGUACAUCCCUUGCUCAUAAACUCAUUGUACCACUCUCUAAGUGUGUUAACAUGAAUACAGGCAUGCUAAUGUAGUCAUGAUGAGUGAAAGUAUAGAGCUAGGCACUAUAUCAAAUAAAAAUAGCUUAGCUUAGCACCUACUGUAAAACACAAGGACGACAUUGAGCACACACUAUUAAAAUUGGACCAAUAGGGCUCUAUAUAAUAUAUAUAUAUAUAUAUAUAUAUAUAUAUAUAUAUAUAUAUAUAUAUAUAUAUAUAAAACCAUCUAUGUAAUCUUCAUUGUCAUUACUGUAUAAUAAUGAACAUAGUGAUUAGGUGUUUACAUAUUUGUUUCUACGCAUAACUCGGUUGUGCGUCCACUUUAAGUGAGCAGACAGUGACAACAGUGCAAUAUUUGUUUUUGAAUGAAGAUGUCCUGUGUCCGUUGGUUAAUUACGGGAAUCUCGUCCCAGAUCAGCAAUAACAGACAAUCUUCAUCGUUGUGUAUUUAAAACUUAAUAAUUAAUUCAAGAAUGUAAGUGUACAGAUGCUGUGUCGUCUAACUAGUGUCAGUCAAAAUAAAGACUUGAGAUGAAGCAAAAUUAUAUCUUGCAGAAGAAAGUAGGGAGUGGAGAAUUUCUUUUUAUUUGUCAGUGUGAGUUUUAGCAUGGGCUUAAAACCGCAUUUGGUUUUCUGAGCCUUGCUCUUACAAUGUUGCCUCAGCCUGUGUUUGUAAAAUUCUUUGCAACUGUAUUUAAGUUGUUGUUUGUCAGUGUUGUUGUGGUGAUGUAUUCGUAGUAACUAAUUAGAAGGAAAACAAUGGGUCUGCGUUUCUCGAUCGUGAGAGAUCAGAUAUCAGGGAUGACCGA
Messenger RNA from Clarias gariepinus (North African catfish), 2410 nucleotides. Its product is annotated as complexin-1. Gene Ontology annotation, biological process: regulation of neurotransmitter secretion; neurotransmitter transport; synaptic vesicle exocytosis. Gene Ontology annotation, molecular function: syntaxin binding. Lineage: Eukaryota; Metazoa; Chordata; Actinopteri; Siluriformes; Clariidae. Gene Ontology annotation, cellular component: terminal bouton; SNARE complex. The transcript has 4 exons. The coding region runs from base 396 to 800 and encodes 134 amino acids. The record is from RefSeq and is a predicted model, not a curated record.